Messenger RNA from Nematocida major, 1191 nucleotides. RefSeq lists its product as uncharacterized. NCBI's taxonomy places the organism in Eukaryota, Fungi, Microsporidia. The transcript has a single exon. The record is from RefSeq and is a predicted model, not a curated record. The coding region runs from base 1 to 1191 and encodes 396 amino acids.
AUGAUUCUAAACAAAGAAAGUCAACCGAAUGAUUUAGAAAUGCGCAUAAAAUCGGCAAUUAGCGCAUACUCCCACAAAGAGCUCCAGACACUAACAAAAAGAUGCCCGCAUCUGCAGGAGAUUGCACGCACAAUUCUUAUAGCAAGAACAAUGAUCUGCGACUUAGCGCUUUCUCCGGAUCUUCCAGAAAAUAGCUACCUGUGCAGAACUCCGCUGCUCAAAAAGAUAAUUUUGGAAAAAACCCAAGCAAUUGUUGAUGCGAUAGCAAACAAAGACGCACUUGCCCAUAUAUCUUGGGCGAAUGACAGCCUGUGCAUUCUUGCGCAGGAGUAUGCAUCUGCAUUCAAGUCUGGGCUUGCCGAGCUUAAAACGCACAUACAGUGCGACCUGGUAGCGGCAAUCGGCAUGCACUUCACGGAAAAAGAGGCCAAAACAUUCAAUAUGUUGCACAGCUAUUCGGACAUCCUGGAAAACGACAAAAAAGGCACUCCGCGGCUGAUCAAGGCUUUGCAGAUACUUAGAAGGUGCAAGAAAGGCUUCCUCAGAGUGUCUUCCAGCGGCGAGAUUGAGUCCAACAUAGGCAAGCUAGGCCUUACAUCGGACGAGAUUCAAACUCUGCGGAUUCUGUGCAUGAAAAAAGUAGACACGCUGGGGCCCAUAUGCAUGCUGGAAGACUGCUUAGGCACUAGCCCAGAGGCGUACAGAGACGGGCUGAUUCUCUCUGCAUACAAGCUGCUUGGCAUGCAAAGAUCCCGGCCCAUCGGACACAUUGACGAGCAACCAGGAGGAACCAGCGACCUUUCACAGGAGGAGUGGAAAAUAGACAUGAACCCCGAGAAAAUAAUUAGCGACGAGGAAAUAGAAAUUGGCAGUCUUAUACGCAAAUACUCACCAUUCAUCAGCGACGAGCUGCAGAAAGAUCCCAGGCUGGCGACUCUGCUGAUAAAAUACAAAAAUCUCCAAAACAUCGCGGUGGCCAGCAAGUUUGACCCCCAGCCAUACGGCAAAGAAGACACUCUAUCCGAUGAUUCUUUGGGGCUGGCCAUAGAUCUCUCUGUUAGGCGCGAAAGAAAAGACUCGCUGGUUGGCGCCGCCAUGGUGGGCAUUUGCACGCUUGGCAUCAGCACUCUGUACCUUUUGAGCUCCUCGCUUAAAGCAGCAGACAGAGCCGCACAGGCCAUUAUGAACUAG